Molecule: messenger RNA, 2487 nt
Organism: Aureobasidium vineae
Lineage: Eukaryota; Fungi; Ascomycota; Dothideomycetes; Dothideales; Saccotheciaceae
Source: the annotation of a GenBank genome assembly
AUGCAAUCGCCCUCGACCAAUCCCACCGCCUCACCUUUACCAAACAGCGGCCAGCCAUUCAACCUCUCCCANACCCCCGCCAGGUCGCAGAAGUGUCGCUCCCCCACCAACGCCUCGACCGAUCCACCCCCAAAUCCGCCCUCGGACGCUGGUGAUGCCAUUCGUGACGGAAAGCAGCGCGCCAAAGACAUAAUGGCCGCAUCAGGCAUUGACGUGACCGGGUCAUCCUCACAAUCGAGUAACGGAGUCGCCAUGUCUAGGAAACGAUCGCGCUCCGGUUCGCGCAUUCCCACGCGUCCGCAAUCGCCAAACAACCCUCCCCACCAGGAGGUUCUUCUCGAGCGCUAUAUCCAGCGCGACUCGCUGUACGCUGCUGCCAUGAAUGACCAAGCUGAGAAGUCACGCAAGCUUUUGAGGCUCAAGGAGCAGGAGAAGGAAUGGUAUCUCCACGAGGGAAGACAACAGCGGCAACAACAUCCCGGAGCUGUCUUUGGCCAUGGAUAUGCUGGAUACGGCAAUGGCCGGACCGACGACAGAACCCGCCUGGAGUAUCCAGCCACGCGCCGCAGAGCUGGCAACAGGAGAACGCGCGAGCUGCGCGUUGCCAGGAAAGAGGCAGGACAGCAAGCUGAAUAUCUGGAAGAGCUCGUACCCGUACGACUCGAUCUCGAGCUUGACAAGCUGAGAUUGCGCGACACCUUUACCUGGAACCUCAAUGACCGCCUGGUUUCUCCACAGCUCUUCGCCGAGAAUCUUAUUGAGGAUCUGAAGAUGCCUACCGAGCAUAGCCAACUGCUUGCUCGUCAAGUCCACCAGGAAAUGCUCGACCAGCUGAACAACUACUAUCCUCACGUCUACCCCGCCGGUCAACCUGCAGAGCCUGAUACCCUAUACAACGCGCACAAGAACGAUGACAUGCGCAUCACUGUCAAGCUCAAUAUUACAAUUGGACACAUUACCCUGGUGGAUCAAUUUGAAUGGGACAUUAACAACCCGCUCAACUCGCCCGAGGAAUUCGCCAGACAGAUGUCUUUGGAUUUGUCGCUUUCUGGCGAGUUCACCACAGCCAUUGCACACUCGAUUCGCGAGCAAUGCCAGCUCUACACCAAGAGCUUGUUCGUCACGAAUUACGAAUUUGAUGGGCGACCGAUAGAGGACCCUGACAUUCGGGAGAAUAUGCUUCCUUCGCCCGUGCCCAAUGUGUUCAGACAGCAACAAAGCCAGAAAGAUUGGACCCCUUACAUGUACGAGCUUACUGAGAUGGAACUGGAAAAGACCGAAUUGUCCAUGUUGCGUGAACAGAGAGCACAGAAGCGUCAACUCAACAGGCGUGGUGGACCAGCUCUGCCAGAUCUCAAGGAACGUCAAAGGACUGUGCGAUCAUUGGUCGUGUCAACGGUCAUCCCAGGCGCUGCAGAGACCAUAGAAGCCAGUGGAAUCUACAAGAUUCGUCGUACUGCAACUGGCAGAGGCCGUAGACCUGGUGCUCGCCUCAAUGAUGGAAGCGAUUCUGAUGAGUUGGAUGAAGAGGAGUCUGGAGCCGAAUCUCCCGCACCCUCGCAGCUUCCAAGUGCUGGUACAGCGAGAACCAGGGGUAUGAGAGGUGCCGCCAGUGCUGCACAGAUUGCUAUGCGUCAAACCUAUGGCAGAUCGGCUACUCCUGACAUCGCUAUGCUCUCACAGCCAGAAUCAACCAGAGCAUCUAGACGUGUCCAAGAGACAACAGCCCGCGAAGACACUGCAGAGCCAACAUCGAUGGUUGUCAAGCUUCGUGUCAACCCUGACAAGUUCAAGCAGUUUCUGGCUAGAAGAAAGUUUGGCCGUAGUGCGGCACCUCCUCUAUCAGGCUUCCCCACAUCUUUCACCAUGCCAUCUACCAGACCUAAUGCUACACCGGCCAAGCAAACGGCAGGUCCAUCAACGCCGGCAAUGCAAAAUCGAGCUUUACCAGCGGCUGCAGUCACUCCUGCUCGUCAGGCUCAACCGCAAGCGCCAACACCAACGACCAAGCUCCCAGCACCUACACCGACCAAAAUCACAAAAGACGUCGAGUAUGAUUCGCAUGGACGAGUCGAAGCCGCCACCACACCCUUACCAGAUGGUGCCACAGUGAACAUACCACCCUGGCUAGACACCGCACUUGCGGAAUUGCACCGUAUGUACCCAGGCUCUCGCUUCUCGGGCCUCAUGCGCUUCGCCGCCAUCGACACCCUCACUGGCGACCCCGUCCGCAUCGACCACACUUCUCUGCCCGCUGGUUCACCGCCCCCUGCCAACUUCACCAACCCGACUACCGGCGAGAAGCUGGAGGUCAAAUGGAUGUGGCAACCGCGCAUCCGCUGUGAUGACUGCCCUGGCAAGUUGUAUACUGCAGUGAGAGAUGACACAAUUGGCAAGUUCGAGGCGCACAUCAAGAACAGAAAGCACAAGGCCGUGGUUGACGCGAGGUUGGCUGCUGCUGGUGCGCAGAACAAUGCGGGCAAGUAG